AUGGACGCCGUCAGCCAGGUCCCGGUGGAAGCCACGCUCCCCAAGCACAUCCUGGAUAUCUGGGUCAUUGUCCUCAUCAUCCUGGCCACCAUUGUCAUCAUGACCUCCCUGUUGCUGUGUCCGGCCACUGCAGUCAUUCUCUAUCGCAUGCGGACUCAUCCUGUCCUCAGUGGAGCCGUCUGAGAUCAGAUCUCCUAAGAGGGGCAAGGGAGUGAUGUGGAUGGUGUCCCCUCCCCCCACUUCUUCCUUCUCGGAAAAGCAGCAGGAGGGGCUUUGGAGUGUGGCCUCGGGAGCCUGCCGCGUGAGAGGAGACUGGGGUUCUGUUUGGAUUUUGCCACCAGCCAGCUGUGUGAGUUCAGGCAAGGGACCUAAUUCUGUGGGUUCCAGGUUCCUUCUCUUUUAAAUGGGGAUCAUGAUCCCUGCCCUUCCUACCUCAUAGGGUUGCAAGAACCAAUGACUUGGUGGGGGUUAAAGCUGUUGGUGAUUGUGAGCAGUAAAGCCCACCACAGAUACACAGGUGCUAUUGCUAAAUGCUGAGAAGCUUCGAAGAACCAAAGUACCUGAUCGCUGACGCUGGCCUUCAGGGGGGCGAGGAAGAUGCUGGGGGCAGAGCAGCCUUCGCCGGUGCCCCCCAGGUCAAACGAAGCAAAGGCACCCUGUCCUCAUUCCAAGGAGCCAGCAGCACUUUGGCUCAAAGUCAUUUUCUUUGUGGUGCCACUCCCUCAAGUUAUGGAAUUUGGAGGGAAUUGAGCGUGGCAGGGGGAGGGAGAUGGGUGGGACUUCCCAGGACCUUCUCUGUGCCAGAACAUCUACCCCUAUAACAAUCUAGAGGAGGCUGUGCCAUUUCUUGGCAGUGCCAAGGGACCUGGGGUGAUGGGCUUCUUUCUACAUUGGAGUCUCCUCACUUUGACACUCAAGCAAUGUUGGAAAACACAGGGUGGCUGAGUGGCCUGGGCAGCUUUCAGGAUGUCCAACCCCCACCCACUUGUGUGCCCCACACUCGAGGAGCUCUGUCCCCGCCGCCCCAGCACCCGCUGUAACUAGCUCCAUGGUGUGAAGUGUAAGCCCUUCAUUCCCUCCCACCAGCAAGCACUGCAGCCAGUCUAAGCUACAGAUUUUAAGAGAUGUUCCCGGACUGUUGGAACUAACUCAAAAACAAUGGUUAUUUUAGAUGCUAUGAUCUAUAUUUAUAGAGAGAGAUUUCUGGACCACUCAAGCUCCUUGACCAAAAUCAGGAGUAUCUUGGGAUGUAUUAAGUUAUGUAAAAAGAUAGCACAGAUAUCAGAAUAUUAUGUGGAAGUGAUGCUUUGACUUUGGUCUGACUUCAUUGAUGUAUACAACCAAUUUCCAAUAAAGUGCUAGAAUGAA
Mirounga angustirostris (Northern elephant seal) is the source of this 1368-nucleotide messenger RNA. It is a transcript of the gene SMIM3, whose product is annotated as small integral membrane protein 3. The transcript has a single exon. The record is from RefSeq and is a predicted model, not a curated record. The coding region runs from base 1 to 183 and encodes 60 amino acids. Lineage: Eukaryota; Metazoa; Chordata; Mammalia; Carnivora; Phocidae.